GCCUCAACCUCUCAUCUUCAGCAUCUCUAUCGCUCCGACCGUCAUCGACGUCCCGUGACACCAUCUUCUUCUACCGCCUCCCUGCGACGGUCUCGAUCUCUGCCCAUCAUGGCGCGCGUCUACGCCGAUGUCAACCAGAGCAUGCCCCGCAGUUACUGGGACUACGACAGUGUUAACAUCAGCUGGGGUGCCCUAGAAAACUACGAGGUCGUCAGAAAGAUUGGCCGUGGAAAGUACUCUGAAGUCUUUGAAGGCAUCAAUGUCGUCAACUACCAGAAAUGCGUCGUCAAGGUUCUAAAGCCUGUGAAGAAGAAGAAGAUCAAGCGCGAGAUUAAGAUCCUCCAGAAUUUGGCCGGAGGUCCUAAUGUUGUUGCCUUGCUCGACGUUGUUCGGGAUGCGCAGAGUAAGACGCCGUCCCUCAUUUUCGAGCACGUCAACAAUACCGAUUUCCGAAGCCUCUACCCUAAGUUCAAUGACAUCGAUGUCCGGUUCUAUAUCUUUGAGCUCCUCAAGGCUUUGGACUUCUGCCACAGCAAGGGUAUUAUGCAUCGAGAUGUUAAGCCUCAUAACGUUAUGAUCGAUCAUGAGAACCGAAAGUUGCGUCUCAUCGAUUGGGGCCUGGCCGAAUUUUAUCACCCCGGUACCGAAUACAACGUUCGUGUGGCCUCUCGCUAUUUCAAGGGUCCAGAACUGUUGGUCGAUUUCCAGGAGUAUGAUUACAGUCUCGACAUGUGGAGCCUGGGAGCCAUGUUUGCUUCUAUGAUCUUCCGAAAGGAGCCGUUCUUCCAUGGGAACAGUAACUCGGACCAGCUUGUGAAGAUUGCAAAGGUUCUCGGUACUGAUGAUCUGUUUGACUACAUUGAUAAGUACGAAAUUGAACUGGAUGCGCAAUAUGACGACAUUCUCGGACGAUUCCAGAAGAAGCCCUGGCAUAGCUUCGUCACCUCGGAAAACCAGCGAUUUGUUUCUAAUGAGGCCAUCGAUUUCCUUGACAAGCUACUGCGAUACGACCAUCAGGAGCGUUUGACCGCCAAGGAGGCGCAAGCGCACCCCUACUUCAACCCCGUCCGUGAUCCCGAGGUUUUCAAGCAACACCUUGCAGCUGCUAAUGGCGCUGCCAACAAGUCUUGAGAGUGCUUGGAGUCGUAGCUCUCCAACACUCAUCAUCUCUGGCGAUCCAUCUCGUGGCAACUCUUAACCAUGAUACCCUGGACCGGCGGUUACUGCUUUCCUUUGUCGGUUUUCCAACCCUGAUAGGAUACACCCA
Messenger RNA from Fusarium oxysporum Fo47, 1267 nucleotides. Its product is annotated as kinase-like domain-containing protein. Gene Ontology annotation, biological process: regulation of transcription by RNA polymerase I; protein phosphorylation; DNA damage response. The record is from RefSeq and is a predicted model, not a curated record. The transcript has 6 exons. Lineage: Eukaryota; Fungi; Ascomycota; Sordariomycetes; Hypocreales; Nectriaceae. Gene Ontology annotation, cellular component: protein kinase CK2 complex; nucleus; cytosol. Gene Ontology annotation, molecular function: protein serine/threonine kinase activity; ATP binding. Bases 109 to 1131 code for a protein of 340 amino acids.